Molecule: messenger RNA, 853 nt
Organism: Pezoporus flaviventris
Lineage: Eukaryota; Metazoa; Chordata; Aves; Psittaciformes; Psittacidae
Product: transcription initiation factor TFIID subunit 4-like
Exons: 4
Coding region: 2-853 (283 amino acids)
Biological process (GO): positive regulation of gene expression; inflammatory response to antigenic stimulus; cellular response to lipopolysaccharide
Molecular function (GO): cytokine activity
Source: RefSeq, a predicted model, not a curated record
GAUGGGAUGGGGACGGGAUGGGGAUGGCAUGGGGACGGGCUGGUCCCAUCCCUCCCCCGGGAUGUGGCACCCGCGGGCGCCCGCCCUCACCCCAACCUGUCCCUGUCCUCCCCGGGCAGCAGCGGGGCCGAGGGGCCCCGGGGACCCCAGGAGGGGUCCUGGCCCCUGCAGCACCCCGAUGGGGGUCUCGGCGGAGCCGGGCGCGGGCCCCGGAGCCGCGCCGGAGUCUGUCAUCGACCCCGACAUGGAGGCCUUGUUCGAUGAGUUCCUGGGGAAAGAGCUCUCGCCGGAGCUGACGGGGCCCUCGGCGGCGCCGCCGCUGCCCCGGGGCCGGCCCCACCACUUCGUGCUGCGGGACACGGAGCAGCGCGGGCUCUGCCUGCGCGGGGGGCGCCUGGUGCCCACCCCCCUGCAGGGAGCCAGCGCCGACCAGGAAGAGAUCUUCAGUGCGGUGCCCAACCCGCACCUGGAGCGCCGGCGCUGCCCCCUCAUCGUGGGCAUCCGGGGGGGCAGCCAGGCCCUGUCCUGCACCCCCGGCCCCGAGCCCCGCCUGCAGCUCGUGGCUCAGCCCAAAGCCGCCGCACCCCUGACCCCCCCCCCCCCCCGCACGGUGCCCCCGGAGGAGCGGUCCCGGGGGGUCCCCGCGGCCGUGCCCCAGCGCUGCCCCCCCGCAGGACGCGGCGCUGCUGGAGCUGUUCUCGCUCCUGCACCUUCUACAAGAGCUUCUGGGGGCUCCACGCACAGCUUCGAGGCGGCCGCGUGCCCCGGGGCCUUCCUCAGCACCGCGGGGGGGCAGGAGCUGGGCCUGGCCCCCCCCCACGGCGCCACCGGCUUCUACCUGCACCGCAGGUGA